AUCUGCCUCGAAGAGCGUCAUUGGAAACCAUCUCCUGAAGAAUCAAGUUUUUACUGAUGAUACAACAGAAUGUCAGCGCGAGGAAGGCACAUCCCAUACUGUUAUCUACACCCCAGAUAUUGAAGAAAACCAUCAUCCAAACCAGAUAAUUAUUGAUUGUAUGGCACUUUCAUACCCAGGCCCUCAUGCGUUCCUGCUUGUAAUUGAGGAAGGACAGGUAAUACAAGAUGAGGUUGAAAAGCAAGUUAAAUGGUUAGUGAAAACCAUUGAUAGAUCAAUCAACAAUAACUUAACACUUGUGUUACCAAGCAGUCACAACCCCAAAGUGAUAGACAUGCCCAAAUUAAAAAUCUGCACAGCUAAUGAUCUGGACAAACACUUGGCAGACUUAAAAAGUCCAGUUAAGUAUAGCUACGACAGGUACUCUGAGGACAUUGUGGAACACAGAAGCAAAACUUUGAGGGGUAAAAGAAAGGCUCUGGAUGACAGUUCCAGAAAGAAUCACAAACUUGCAGACAGAGGGUUAGAAGAUGGCGCUUCCAGAUCUAACAAUCACACUGAAAUAUAUGGUGGAAGUCCCCGCAAUUCAAGCAAUACGUUGGACAUCGUGCUCCUGGGACAGACAGGAUCUGGAAAGAGUGCUAGUGGAAACACAAUCCUUGGAACCAAAUGUUUUGCAUCAUGUGCAAGCGCUUCACCAGUUACUAGAGACUGUCAGGUCACAGAGAGUCAUAUGUGUGGGAGGCAAGUGAGGGUCAUUGAUACCCCUGACUUCUUUGAUGAAGCUAUUGACCUUUCAGUUAGAAAUGAACAGAUUGAGAAAUGCAGACAACUCUGUCAGUCUGGUUCUUGCGUGUACUUAUUGGCCAUUCAGGUUGGCCGAUUCACAGAUGGUGAACGAGAUAUAUUACAUAAAUUACAAAAUGUUUUUGGCUAUGACAUCAUUGAGAAAAUGAUUGUCCUCUUCACUCGUGGAGAGGAUCUAAAGGACAGCAUAGAAGAAUUCCUCACAGCUGCAGAAUUCCAUCUCAAAGAUAUGGUUCAGCACUGUGCGGGCACAUACCAUGUGUUCAGAAACAAAGACCACAAUGAACAGCAGGUUAAAGAGCUGAUGGAGAAGAUCAGAUGCAUUUCUGGGCCAUGAGGGGGGGGGGGGGGAAACAAUCCAUAUUGCAAAAGUUGUUUUUGUUCAUGUUGUCAAAGAUUAAUUAAGUGUCCCCAAUUAUUAUUUUAGGGCACAUGAUUAGUGUGAGCAAUAGCUCUAAAAUGUAAUUGAUAAUAAAUGUGAUGUCUUCAACUUUAGCUAUUGAACGUUUGAGUGCAUUUGUUCUAUAUUUAGUUUUGCAGUACAUUGCCACUGCUGAUAUUUAGAUGCAUGCUUAGUAUAAUUAUUUUUUAGUUCUAAAUGUUGACUUUAAUUGCAUGUUUAAAACAUAAUCAGAAACUUUGUUUUUGGUGGAAGAUAAUAUUGUGCAAUUCAUGUUUAAUUAAUUUAACCAAUUUGUCACAAGAAGAAGCUCAAUUUCUUAUAGAAGGAAAUUAAAAUGAAAUUGUAAAUCAAGUGUUCAUGUCAGUACAAAGUGAAACUGUCUGGAAAUCACUGCCCAGAAGUGUGUGAAGGAAACAUGCAAAUAAUAUUUCACUUAAUCAUACUAAUAAAGUGUUUUAUUGCAAUAUUU
Molecule: messenger RNA, 1679 nt
Organism: Oncorhynchus tshawytscha (Chinook salmon)
Lineage: Eukaryota; Metazoa; Chordata; Actinopteri; Salmoniformes; Salmonidae
Product: GTPase IMAP family member 1-like
Exons: 3
Coding region: 161-1144 (327 amino acids)
Molecular function (GO): GTP binding
Source: RefSeq, a predicted model, not a curated record